This is a messenger RNA of Perca flavescens (yellow perch), 5459 nucleotides long. Its product is annotated as ubiquitin carboxyl-terminal hydrolase 31. The record is from RefSeq and is a predicted model, not a curated record. Gene Ontology annotation, molecular function: cysteine-type deubiquitinase activity. The transcript is spliced from 16 exons. Bases 149 to 4063 code for a protein of 1304 amino acids. Gene Ontology annotation, biological process: protein deubiquitination. NCBI's taxonomy places the organism in Eukaryota, Metazoa, Chordata, Actinopteri, Perciformes, Percidae.
GUCUGUGAAAUAUGCUCGGGCCUUUUGUAAAACACCAGAAAGUGAAGGAGCUGUCACUACAUGGGGAUGAUCGAGGCGAUGCUCUGAAAAGGGGGGCCCUUUCUGGAAUUAAGGUGUAAAAAAAGCGGGGAAAGCCAUCAGAGCGACCAUGUCGAAAGUUGUCAGUAACAAGGAGAAGAAAUCCUUUAGUAAAAAACUCUUCCGGAGAAGCUCUGUCCGCUCCGUUGGGAGCUUUAUGAACAGAGUUCUCCGGACUCUGUCGACUCUGUCUCAUUUCGGUACCGAGGAGCAGGCCGCCGAGGAUGAGAAGGACGACGCAAGUUUGAUCCCGACCACCACCGCAGGGUCAGUCCCGUCCGACGAUAGCGACUGCGGGGGUUUCCCUUUCGGGGACAAGGUGCCGGGUGUCGCCGGACUCAAGAACCACGGCAACACCUGCUUCAUGAACGCUAUCUUACAGUGCCUGAGCAACACGGAGCUCUUUGCCGAGUACCUGGCUUUGGAGCAGUUUAAAGGGACAGAGACGAGCAGCAGCAACGAGAAGUCCAAGUCCAACGGGCUGCUGGUGCAGAAGAAGGGGAGCCAGCAGCAGGAGGCUGGGGAGGUGACUGAGCAGCUGUCCGGUCUGGUUCGGGCUCUGUGGACCUUCGAGUACACACCUCAGCACAGCAGAGACUUCAAGAAUGUGGUUUCCAAGAGUGCUCUUCAGUUCAAGGGUAACUCCCAGCACGAUGCCCAGGAAUUCCUCCUCUGGUUGCUGGAUAGAGUUCACGAAGACCUCAACCAUAUCAUCCACCCUGACAUCAGACCCCCCAGGAAGCCUCCAGGAGAAGAGGAAAAUGCCCCUGAAGGAUCUCCACUACCAGCACCUGGAUCUUUUGUACAAGAGUUGUUUCAGGCACAAUACAGGUCCUCUCUGACCUGCCCUCACUGCCAGAAACAGAGCAACACCUUUGAUCCUUUCCUCUGCAUCUCACUGCCAAUCCCGGUACCUCACACACGGCCCCUGUAUGUGACAGUGGUGUACCAAGGAAAGUGCUCCCACUGCAUGAGAGUCGGGGUGGCGGUGCCUCUUUCUGGCACCGUGUCCAGGCUGAGACAAGCUGUGGCCCAAGAGACCAAAAUCCCUGCCCAACAGAUCGUCCUCACUGAAAUGUACUUUGACGGCUUUCACCGUUCCUUCUGUGACGACGACGACGACCUCGAGAUCAUUCAGGAGAGUGACUCCAUCUUUGCCUUCGAGACACCUGAGCUAUUCAGACCAGAGCAGAUCCGCUCCAAGCGAAGGAGCCCACAUGCAAAUCUCAACCAGAACAACCUGAAGUAUGGCACAGAUAAUAAUAGGAUAUCCACACAAAUACAAGAGCCGACGACCCCACCUCAGAGUCCCAAUAAAAAUAGUGGACAGGCUGAGAAGAUCGUCCUGCUGGUGUGUAACAGAGCCUGCGCUGGACAGCAAGGACGCAGGUUUGGUAAUCCCUUUAUUCUGUAUUUGGAGCGUACAGUGACAUGGGAUGUGCUUCAGAAAGAGAUCUUGGAGAAGAUGCGGCAUCUUUUGCGCCCUGGAGUCUUUGUGCAGGUAGGGCCCUUCACUUUGCGUGUGGUAGGAGUGGUUGGAAUCACAUACCUCUUGCCUCAGGAGGAGCAGCCGCUCUGCCAUCCCUCUGUGGAGAGGGCAUACAAGUCUUGUGGUCCUGGAGGGCCACCUCAUGUCAAAAUUGUUGUUGAAUGGGACAAGGAGACGAAAGACUAUCUGUUCAAAAGAACUGAGGAUGAAUACAUCCCAGAUGCUGAAAGCGUGCGUCAAGUAAAGGAGCAGCACCUGCAGCCUCAGACCUGCUCACUUGCCCAGUGCUUUCAACUCUACACCAAAGAGGAACAGCUUGCUCCUGAUGAUGCAUGGCGUUGUCCACACUGUAAGCAGCUUCAGCAGGGCAGCAUCAAGCUCAGUCUGUGGACCCUGCCAGACAUCCUCAUACUUCACCUGAAACGCUUUAGACAGGAUGGGGAUCGACGAAUGAAGAUGCAGAACAUGGUUAAGUUCCCGCUCGCAGGCAUGGACAUGGCACCACAUAUGGUAAAGAGGAGCCAGAGCAGCUGGAGUCUCCCCUCCCACUGGUCACCGUGGAGACGUCCGUAUGGGAUGGGCCGUGACCCAGAGGACUACCUUUAUGACCUGUAUGCAGUGUGUAACCAUCAUGGUACCAUGCAGGGUGGACAUUACACAGCUCACUGUAAGAACUCCAUAGAUGGACAGUGGUAUUGCUUUGAUGAUAGUGAUGUUCAGCCCAUACCUGAAGAUGAGGUCUGCAAGCAGACCGGUUACAUCUUGUUUUAUCAGAGACGUGCCACAAUUCCAUCUUGGUCUGCCAACAGUUCUGUGGGAGGAUCCACCAGUUCCUCUUUGUGUGAGCACUGGAUCAGUCGGCUAAUGGGCAGCCGUCCACCUAGCCAAGCCUCAUCUGGUUCCUCCAGACGCACCUCACUGGCCUCCCUCUCUGAGUCUGCUGAGUUUGCCGGUGAAAGGAGCGAGGAUGAUGGCUUAUCGAGCCGGCCAGCAGUAAGAGGCAUGCAAAGACAAACAUUCUCCUCAAGGUCUUCCAUUGCCAGCCCACUGGUGCUCAGUGAAAAUGUCACUAAACCACCCUGGCCCCACUCUGCUAAACUCCAACUCCGUUCCAACUCUCCCUCACGCUUCUCCCUGGAAUCCCACUCCUCCUCCACCACACUGGAGAGGAUAGGAGAGGUGGUUGAUGCCAAGCUGUCAGCCUCCUGCUGCACUGGGUCACCUAAGCCAGACAGAGCUUCAGGGGGCAAGUCGACCCUUGCAGCUUUGGAUAGUAAUCCAGGCAGUAAGAGGCUGAUAGAGCAGGUUCACUCCAAGAAUGUGGCACAGGCAGAGCAGAGGAGCUCGACCCAGGCUGGGGAUAACAACAAUGUAGUCACUGCUGCUGAACAGCUCAGUCCUCGACACGGGGCAACUGCAAAGGACCCGAAACAAAGAAAUGGGGCUGCAGAUAGCGCCAGUGUUAAAAGGACCUCAGCAAGUCCCAAGAAACGCCCUGCCACCUCCUCAACAUCAUCCAGCUCUCUGUCUCCCGCAUCCCCAGCUGUUGACAAGUUACCGUCUCGAACACAGACCAAGACAGGAGCAUCAGCAUCAACCCCCAAAGACAAAAGUGAUGGGCUGCCUAAAACUAGCAAGGCCGGUUCCUCGAGAACUGCAACCCCCUGCAAGAAAGGAUCAUCCCAAGCCCCGGAGGUAUUACAUUCUGACUCUGGCCAACAGAAGAAGAGUGGUUCUCCAGGAUUACAAAGCUCACACCCUCAGAGGAGGACAUCACCCAAAGGGGGAGGCGAGAAAAGCUUAGCCUCAGGAAGGACUAAAGCAGCAGACAGGAGCACUAGCCGGGAAUCCUCACGGACUACCGUGGUCUCAGAGAAGAAGGUUAACCACGGAGGGCCUCCCUCCAGGUCGAGUGCUGCUAGUAGAGCAGAGGUCAGGCCGGGCCGUGCUGUGGAGAACAGGACGGCAGGCCGGAGCUCAAGCAGUAGCUCCUCCAUGGCUAGUCUCCGAUCCUCAAGUGUGGGUGUUUCCUCUGCAAGCGCAGCCCCGCCAUCAAGAGGACCUCGUAGGAACAGUAAGACAGAAGACAAAGGUUUAUCCUUCUUCAAAACUGCUCUGAGGCCCAAAGAGACCCGGAAAUCAGCCGAUGGUGGGAAAGCAGGGGCGGGAGAGGCUAAAGCGAGUCCAGAGGAUGGUGGUGGCGGCGAUGUAGCUAGAGAGGGAAUCCCAAACGGUGCGAGCAAGAAAGCCCAGAAUGUGGCUUCAGAGGCCCAGAGUAAUGUGACCACAGCCAAAGACAAGGAGUCCUCUAAGGUGUCCGCUCCAGCUAAGCAUUCACUGCUGCCGUCCACAAGGUCCAAGCUUUCUGGAGCAGAAACGACCGGCAAGUCCGCUGCCAAUGCAAAAGAGCCUUCAAAGAAAGAGCCUGCUAAAAAGAUGAUGCAGUCCAGGAAGAUCCCCAUCAGCUCUACACAAACUAGCCACAAGGCCAAGUGACUUUCUUUUAAAGGCCUGAUAACAAUCUCUCUAGUGCAGCUCUGAGGUGUUUUAACCAUCAAACUAACAUCUUUAACGCACCCGUAGCUCUUCAGUGGUUACUGAAUACCAGCUGCCAUACUGGACACCUACUUUCCACGUUGUUAAAUAGUUAUUAAGGAAUGGAUUUUAACAAAGCACUUUGUAUGGAUUGCAUUGAUUUUGAGGAAUAUUAUACUGUAUUGUAAAUAAGCAUGGACUGCACAUGUAUUGAAAUGAUUGCCUUGUUCUGUCUGUAGCAUAGUUGGGAGAAGUACAUCUCAGUAGGAGGUGAAAAGGAAAAGUGACUUUGCACAAGGUGGAAAGCAGAUAUAAUAGUGGGAAGAAACUUUUGAGAUAUAUCAAACACAGACUUCUCAGUCGCCAAAGGAAGUUUACUGGCAAUUUUUAACAUGCUGAUGCAGUGAAACAUGGAAUUAUUUCCAAAAAUCUUCAUGUACAGCUCUCCGUGAAUAUUGAGAGCCAUAUGUAAACAAACAUCAGUGCCUCAGAUAAUCAAAGUGAAGUAUUUAAUCUCAAUUGUAUACCUGCAGCUGUUGGUAAAUUUAUAAUUCAAUUUUAAUAUUUAUUAAGCACUGAAAAUGUAAUUUCAAGUCAAACACAAUUAAGCCUAUUUAACCUGAAGCGCUGUUUACAUAUGCUCCUUGAUGUAGUAAUUGCGCGACAGCCUUUAAGAAGUAUUUUUUGUGCAGGCAGAAUCGAAACGUUCGAGAAGUCAGAAGGGGAAGAAAGUGCAGGAGUGAAGCAUGUGUCGUUGGUGUUAAAUGUCUGGAGACGUGAGUUUAUAAUGGUUCUUAAAAGUUUGUGUUUUAUUUACCAGUAAUGACCUGUUACCCCUCAGACAACCUCCCAUCCGUCGCCACCUCUGUCCUCCAGCUGCUGAUGCCAACACUUAAACUGCGGUGCCCAUGUUCCUCAUGGGGAUCAGCCUCUUUAGACUGCCAGACAUCUCCAAACAUUCCUCUCAGAUGAACACAGGGUUAAUGUAAAAAGCCACUAUACGCACACGUAUUCAAAGACAGACGGGAUGCCUUCGUUGAACGCACCAUACAUGUACAUAGAGCAUUAUGGUAUGUUUGAGUCCGCCCAUCUUCCGUCUUCAUGUCUGACUUCACAGCUUGUGCACAUCUUUAGCUUGCAUCGCAGAGUAGAUCAACACUGAACACACUGACAUAGACUGAAAAAAGAGAUUUUGACGUAUAUGACAGUUGUUGCAUGAUAAAUUUGCUUAUGCAUGCACUUAACUAUGCAAGCAUAUUCUUGCUAAUGCCCACAAUGAGUAUGUAGAAGUGCUACUUUUGGAUGUGUAUAUAUUUCUAACUGUAUAUUUUUCCAAAUGCCAGCAUCAGAGAGCAUG